Chrysochloris asiatica (Cape golden mole) is the source of this 1263-nucleotide messenger RNA. RefSeq names its product zinc finger and SCAN domain containing 23 (gene ZSCAN23). Gene Ontology annotation, biological process: regulation of transcription by RNA polymerase II. The transcript is spliced from 3 exons. Gene Ontology annotation, molecular function: DNA-binding transcription factor activity, RNA polymerase II-specific; RNA polymerase II cis-regulatory region sequence-specific DNA binding. Lineage: Eukaryota; Metazoa; Chordata; Mammalia; Afrosoricida; Chrysochloridae. The record is from RefSeq and is a predicted model, not a curated record. The coding region runs from base 74 to 1246 and encodes 390 amino acids.
AGGAUUUCCAGAGGAAAAGAUCAACAGGAAUUUACCAAGAAUAGAUUCUUUUUUCCUAACAGUUAGGCCUCAAAUGGCCACAGACUUGGCCAUUCAGACUCCAGAGAUGCAGGAGGGACUUCUCAACGUGAUGAUAAGGGAGGAAGAAAAGGACCAGGCCUGCAGUCAAGAAUCUGGGCUGUCAAGAAAUAAUAACCCCCAUACCAGAGAGAUCUUUCGUAGACGCUUCAGGCAGUUCUGCUAUCAGGAGACACCAGGGCCCCGAGAUGCUCUUCAAAGACUCCAGGAGCUCUGCCAUCAGUGGCUGCGGCCUGAGAUACACACCAAGGAGCAGAUCCUGGAGCUGCUAGUGCUGGAGCAGUUCCUGACCAUCCUGCCCCAGGAGCUCCAGGCCUGGGUGAGAGAACAUCGUCCUGUGAGUGGAGAGGAGGCGGUGACUGUGCUGGAGGAUUUGGAGAGAGAGCUGGAUGAGCCAGGAGAGCAGGUCUUAACCCAUGUUAAUGAACGGAAAGACUAUGUGCUGGAGAAGGUAAUUCUCGGAGCAGCCCAGGAGCCAUCAGGUGAUCAGCUCCAAAUCUUGGAAAAGCAGCUUCGGUGUAACUUGCAAGAGGUGUGCCUGGUUCAGGAAACUGAUGGCAAGGUUGGGUCUUGGAAUGUGGAGUUAGCCCCAGAGGGAGAGAUAUCUAAAGAAAUGAAAUGUCCUGAGGAAGUACCUGGAAAAGUAAAUGGUUAUAUUCCUCAGGCCCCUGAAUGUGGAGACACCUGUGACAAUGAAGGCAGAUUGGAAAGGCAGCGGAUCAGCUCUUCAGUGGAGAGACCCUAUGUCUGUGGUGAAUGUGGGAAAAGCUUCACUCAGAAUUCCAUCCUUAUCGAGCACCAGAGAACACACACAGGCGAGAAGCCCUAUGAAUGUGAUGAGUGUGGACGGGCCUUCAGCCAGCGGUCGGGCCUGUUUCAGCAUCAGAGACUCCACACGGGAGAGAAGCGCUACCAGUGCAGUGUUUGUGGCAAAGCCUUCAGCCAGAAUGCUGGGCUUUUCCAUCACCUCAGAAUCCAUACUGGGGAAAAGCCUUACCAGUGCAAUCUGUGCAGUAAGAGUUUUAGUCGACGUUCUGUCCUCAUUAAGCAUCAGAGAAUUCACACUGGAGAGAGACCUUAUAAAUGUGAAGAAUGUGGCAAGAACUUCAUUUACCACUGUAACCUCAUCCAGCAUAGGAAAGUCCAUCCUGCAGCAGAAUCCAAGUAAAUCCUUGAACAGGUAGG